AUGUCUUCGUAUCCAUAUAGUCAGUCCUCUCAUUUUGUUGAACUGUUGAACAGUCAACAAGAGAGUGGCUCGAUAUUUCUUUGUGUCGCACUUGGAUCAUCACAACCUCCAGUCUUCAGUUCUCAAGCAAACCCUGAAGAUCCAAGCUUCAUUAAAGACAAGCCUACAGAGAGAAGAUCCGAUUAUAGCAACGAGCAGAAGUUAGGGGCCUUUUGGAAACAUUCAGACUAUUUUGCUGCAAGUCCGAAGGCUGCAGAAAAAGAAAACCGAGAGCCUGAGCCUAUUCAGUGUAAGCAGCAGUGGCAGAAGAUCAAUGACGUUGUAUGCAAGUUCUCUGGAUCCUACGAGGCUGAAACAAGGAAGAAAUCAAGUGGUCAAAACGAGAAUGAUGUUCUCAAACUAGCUCACGAGAUAUUCUGCAAUGACCAUAAGAAUAAGUUCACAUUGGACCACGCUUGGAAGGAGCUGCGUAAUGACCAGAAAUGGUGA
This is a messenger RNA of Eutrema salsugineum, 489 nucleotides long. RefSeq names its product glutathione S-transferase T3-like. The coding region runs from base 1 to 489 and encodes 162 amino acids. The record is from RefSeq and is a predicted model, not a curated record. Lineage: Eukaryota; Viridiplantae; Streptophyta; Magnoliopsida; Brassicales; Brassicaceae. The transcript is spliced from 2 exons.